Molecule: messenger RNA, 1754 nt
Organism: Chenopodium quinoa (quinoa)
Lineage: Eukaryota; Viridiplantae; Streptophyta; Magnoliopsida; Caryophyllales; Amaranthaceae
Product: equilibrative nucleotide transporter 3-like
Exons: 10
Coding region: 231-1478 (415 amino acids)
Biological process (GO): nucleoside transmembrane transport
Cellular component (GO): plasma membrane
Molecular function (GO): nucleoside transmembrane transporter activity
Source: RefSeq, a predicted model, not a curated record
AUAUUUAGAGGAUACAUUGAUUCAUUACAAUUUACAAACACCUAUAAUUGAUUAAUUGUCAUGACUCAUGAGAAUAUGAACUCAAUUAUUCUACGUAUCUUCUAUUGAAUUUACCAUUUUUAUGAGAUUCCUUUCAAUAUUUAGAAUCUCUCUCUUUCUCUCUCUUUUAAUCAUUUUAUUCUUACACACUUCCGCCCAAUCCAGUGCCAAGAGCAGAGUGAAUUAAAGAAAUGGGUGUUGCUACUGAAGAAAUUAGCACUCCUGAAAGGUUGCAGGGAAAAAGGAAUGCUGUGAUAGUUUGCUGGUUACUUGGAUUAGGGACACUCUUAUCAUGGAACAGUAUGCUGACAAUUGGAGAUUACUAUUACAAUGUUUUUCCAAAUUAUCAUCCUUCAAGGGUACUCACACUUGUGUAUCAACCAUUUGCUGUGGGAACUAUGGCAAUACUCGCGUAUAAUGAAUCGCGACUUGAUACUAGAAAGAGGAACAUAGCUGGAUUUGUUCUGUUCUUCAUUAGUACUCUGGGUUGUCUAUUGUUAGAUGUAGGAACAUCUGGAAGAGGAGGAGUUGGGCCUUAUGUAGGUUUAUGCUUACUUGCUGGCGCGUUUGGAGUUGCAGAUGCACAUGUUCAAGGUGGAAUGUGCGGGGACUUGGCUUUUAUGCCGCCUCAAUUUAUUCAAUCAUUCUUUGUUGGUUUGGCUGCUUCUGGUGUUAUAACCUCUGGUUUAAGGCUAGUGACGAAAGCAGCAUUUGAUAAAUCUAAUGAUGGCCUACGCAAGGGUGCUUUAUUGUUUUUGUCUAUCACUGUUGGAGUUGAGUUUUUGUGCAUUUUUUUGUACGCGUUUUACUUCCCAAAGUUGCCUGUUGUCAAGUACUUUCGUGUAAAGGCAGCUUCAGAAGGGUCUAAAACAGUUACAUCUGACCUUGCAGCUGGUGGUAUUAACCAGAUUGAGGAUAGUGCGAAAGUUGAAGAUCGUUUUACACUCAAACAAUUGAUAUAUCAAAAUUGGGAUUAUUUUUUGGGUUUAUACCUAAUAUAUGUGCUGACAUUGUCAAUAUUCCCUGGUUUUCUAUAUGAAAAUACAGGAACUCACAGAUUAGGGGAAUGGUAUGCUGUUGUGUUGAUUGCUAUGUACAAUGUUUUGGAUCUAAUAGGAAGAUACACUCCCCUUAUAAAGUUCAUAAAAUUGGAGUCUCGGAAAGGCCUAUUGAUUGCAAUCCUGGCUCGUUUCCUCUUUGUUCCCGCAUUUUACUUCACAGCUAAGUAUGGUGAUGAAGGGUGGAUGAUAAUGCUCACAUCUCUGUUGGGUUUCACCAAUGGCCAUCUCACAGUGUGUGUGAUGACAGUCGCGCCCAAGGGUUACAAGGGUCCAGAACAAAACGCGAUGGGGAAUUUGCUUGUUUUAUUCCUGUUAGCAGGUAUAUUUUCUGGUGUUUGCCUUGAUUGGCUGUGGAUCAUAGGCAACGGAAAGUUCUAGUAGAGAUAAAAUACAAGACAUGGUGAGCCACACUUAAUAAAUAGCUUUGCUAGCUUCUUUAAUCUUUAAGGGAUAUACAAACAAUAUUCCACAUUAUUUCUUAUCGCCUUGAAACUCUAGGUCGUGAACUGUGGUGAGCUGAUAGAUUGAACAAUACAAUUCACUAGAAGCAGGGAAGUUGUGCAUAGUUUGAUUUAUUAUAUUGAUACUUGGAAAGAAAUGUCUCUGUUAUCAAUUGUAUACAUGUGUUUCUUUUUCGGUUAUCCUUGUUGAGAA